CUCAAAAUCCACCAGCGCAUUCACACUGGAGAGAAACUGUAUCAGUGCUCACAGUGUGGAAAGAGCUUCAUUACACAGAGUGCCUUUAAAAAACACCAGCGCAUUCACACUGGAGAGAAACUGUAUCAGUGCUCACAGUGUGGAAAGAGAUUUAAUCAACAUAGUGCUCUUAAAAUCCACCAGCGUAUUCACACUGGAGAGAAACCGUAUCAGUGCUCACAGUGUGGAAAGAGUUUUAAUCAACAUAGUGCUCUUAAAAUCCACCAGCGUAUUCACACUGGAGAGAAACCAUAUCAGUGCUCACAGUGUGGAAAGAGUUUUAUUACACAAAGUCAUCUCAAAACCCACCAGCGCAUUCACACUAGAAAGAAACCAUAUCAGUGUUCACAGUGUGGGAAGAGUUUUAAUGGACAGAGUGCUCUUAAAAUACACCAGCUCAUUCACACUGGGGAGAAACCAUAUCAGUGCUCACAGUGUGAGAAGAGUUUUAAUACACAGACUAAUUUAAAAAUACACCAGCGCAUUCACACUGGAGAGAAACUGUAUCAAUGUUCACAUUUUAAUACACAGAGUCAUCUAAAAAUACACCAGCGCAUUCACACUGGGGAGAAACCGUAUCAGUGCUCACAGUGUGAGAAGAGUUUUAAUACACAGAGUCAUCUCAAAAUACACCAGCACAUUCACACUGGAGAGAAACCGUAUCAGUGCUCACAGUGUGAGAAGAAUUUUAAUUGUCAGAGUCAUCUCAAAAAACACCAGCGCAUUCACACUGGAGAGAAACCGUAUCAGUGCUCACAGUGUGGAAAGAGUUUUUCUGGACAGAUAGAUCUGAAAAAACACCAGCGCAUUCACACUGGAGAGAAACCGUAUCAGUGCUCACAGUGUGGAAAGAGUUUUAAUAUACAGGGUAAUCUUAAAGUACACCAGCGCAUUUACAAUGGAGAGAAACCAUAUCAUUGCUUACAGUGUGGAAAGAGUUUUAAACGACAAAGUAAUCUUAAAACCCACCAGCGCAUUCACACUGGAGAGAAACUUGGAGAGAAACCCUAUCAGUGCUCACAGUGUGGAAAAAGUUUUAGUCAGCAGAGUAAUCUCAAAAAACACCAACGCAUUCACACUGGAGAGAAACCGUAUCAGUGCGCACAGUGUGGGAAGAGUUUUAAUCAACAGAGUUAUCUCAAAAUACACCAGCGCAUUCACACUGGAGAGAAAUCGUAUCAGUGUGCACAGUGUGAAAAGAGUUUUAAUACAAAGCGUGAGCUUAAAAUACACCAGCGCAUUCACAGUGGAGAG
Molecule: messenger RNA, 1293 nt
Organism: Trichomycterus rosablanca
Lineage: Eukaryota; Metazoa; Chordata; Actinopteri; Siluriformes; Trichomycteridae
Product: zinc finger protein 271-like
Exons: 3
Biological process (GO): regulation of transcription by RNA polymerase II
Molecular function (GO): DNA-binding transcription factor activity; RNA polymerase II cis-regulatory region sequence-specific DNA binding
Source: RefSeq, a predicted model, not a curated record